AAGCUUCAUACUGUAGAGCUUCCUCUGAAAGGUCUCAGCUUGUGGUCGUGCAAUUUACUAGAUCGCGGAUACGGCGUACUGUGGAUGACCUAUUCAUCCAUUAAGCACUUGUCGGUCAAUUUGGUGACCUCAAGCUAUCGAUUGGUCGGCGAGGAUUGGCAGCAUUCCCAUUGGCCUGUGAUAGCACAACUUAUACCACACUGCCAAAGCUCAAGAACCUACGCCUCCAUGGAUCAUUCGACUGCUUCUUUGAUGAUGCGGAGAUUCUGGAAACGAUAUAUUUAUUUCCCAAUCUCCAGGUCGUCGGUCUUUCCCGCGUUCUGCUCCAAAACCGCUACCGGGAAACAUGGCCGUCGCUUUCCCGGGAACUUCAACGUCGGGAUCUUGACUCUGUGCAGCUCAUCUUCCCAGGGUAGUCGGCUCAGAGUUUUCCAAAAUUGGGGCAACAUGACCGAGAGCCGCAACAACGGAAUACUUCAGUACAAGGACCAAAGUUAUAGUACCGCAUGCUACCACGAGGCAGAAAAACGUGAAUUAAUAGUAUUUUUGUCUUUGUAAUGGGAUAAUGAAAAUCGGCUCGGGCGUAUUCACAAUUAGAGCCAUGAUGUGACAGUGAGGAAAGAGACGCAUUAGCGGAAUGCUAAGAUUUGAAGCAUAUCACUGGCACCGAAUCUCAC
Paraphaeosphaeria sporulosa is the source of this 677-nucleotide messenger RNA. RefSeq lists its product as uncharacterized. The transcript has a single exon. Lineage: Eukaryota; Fungi; Ascomycota; Dothideomycetes; Pleosporales; Didymosphaeriaceae. The coding region runs from base 85 to 558 and encodes 157 amino acids. The record is from RefSeq and is a predicted model, not a curated record.